This is a messenger RNA of Helianthus annuus (common sunflower), 1171 nucleotides long. RefSeq lists its product as uncharacterized. The transcript has a single exon. The coding region runs from base 297 to 1130 and encodes 277 amino acids. The record is from RefSeq and is a predicted model, not a curated record. NCBI's taxonomy places the organism in Eukaryota, Viridiplantae, Streptophyta, Magnoliopsida, Asterales, Asteraceae.
UUAUUCUCAACCCCUAACCUGACUGACUGACCACUAUUGAUGAUGGUGUUUUGGAUCCUGCACUUUAAUACCCAUUAAUGCUCUCUCUUAUUCUCACCCCUCUUUGCCCCUAUACCCUCCCCACGUGGUCAUCUCUCUCAAGGGCAUUUUCGUCUUUCAACCCACCCUCCGAUUUAUUAUCCCGCUGCUCCUCUUCCAUUCCAACUUUCCCCAACCCACAAAUAUUACAUAGAGAGAUUCUUCAUUAAGACAUAUAUAGAUACAGAUUCUAUAUAUAUACAAGUCGCCGGAAGGAGAUGGCGGCAGGGUGGGUAAAGUCAUUACAAUGCAAAGCAAGAGCUGCAGACGACGUCGUUGAGAGCCAUCUUAUUCCAGCCUCCGUGAGUUGUAGAAAGAGUUUUCAGAGUCUCAAAGAUGUUGUUGACACCAAAAAACAUAGGCCCAAAAAGCCCAAAACACCCGUUUCAAGAAAACCCGAUAAUAAUACUACCACCACUCAUGCAUCAUCCAAUCUCCGGCGACACUCACGUCCACCGGAGUCUUGUUUUCCGGCGUUGACUGACCUGCCGGAGGGUCACCCGUCACGUAAUGUGGUUGAGAUUAUAUUCCACACAAGUUGGUCUCCUAAAGUGUUUUCGGGUCGGGUUGAGAUGGUUUUUAAAGUCCAGAAUUUGGCCCGAACCGUAACUCGGUUUGAGGAGUAUAGAGAGUCGGUGAAGUCCGGGUCGGGUUCCGGAUCCGGGUCGGAUCGGGAUGGGGUCAAUGAAGACCAUGAAAGGUGUGUUGUGGAUGGAAAUGAAGUGAUGAGGUUUCAAUGCCUGGGGCCCACCGGCGGCGGCGCGUAUGAGAGCGGUGGAGGCGGCGCGUGGGCGUUUCAGUGGGGGAAGGGGGCGGCGUUAUGUACGUUUACCGGCAGUGGGGUGGCGCAUGAGAGUGGUGGUGGUGGUAGAGGGCGGAAGGCUAUGCUUGUUUGUCGGGUGAUUGCGGGUCGGGUCAGGAAGCAGCAUGAGUUUGUCUCGGGUUAUGGUGCACGAGUUGGGUUUGACUCAGUGAGUGGAGAAAAUGGCGAGUUGUUUGUAUUUGAUUCUCGUGCUGUGUUGCCUUGUUUUCUUAUUAUCUAUAGAUUGUAAAAAUUGGUUUUUCUAUUAAACUUUAGUACAUUUAACAUCUA